UGUGUGUGUGUGAGAGGGAAACGAGAGAAAUGCUGGGGCAUACUCUGCCAGUUCUCUGCCUGCGGACACUCUGUGAUGUCAGAGCAGUUCAACAGAACACUGCGUGUGUGUGCGCGUGUGUGUGUGUGUGUGUGUGUGUGUGAGAGAGAGAGAGAGAGAGUCAGAGAGUGGCCCUUGACAAUGAGACUGUGUUUUUAUUGUGUGUGGGUAUGUACGAGGCAGUGGAUGUAAAGAUGAUACAGAGCAAAACAUGAAGGUAUUUGCCUGUAUGCACAUUUAUAGAGAACGAAAGAGAGAUAGAAAGAGGCACAGAAGAAGAAAAUGACCGUCCAGUAACGCAAGUUCUUAUUACUGGGAUUGUGAGCUUUAAUCUGAUCAGACAUGCUGGACUAACCCUGGACACGCUGACAGGAGGAACACUCUAGAAACAUGGCAGGUGUGGUCUUUGCAUUAUCCAGCCUGUUAUUAUUUCAGACAGUCUCCUCUUGCCCCAAGGAGUGCUCUUGUGAUACUCAUGCCAAAGUGGUGGACUGCCGGGGACGAGGAUUAUAUGAUAUACCACGUAAACUUCAUCAAGACACCCUGGAGCUCUAUCUUCAAAACAACCGUCUACGAGGCUUGAGCUCAAUGUCCUUUCGAGAGACACCACAACUUCAAAUUCUGGACCUAGCAAACAACUCAAUCACAACACUUUCCCCCAGUGCCCUUCUGGGACUUAGAAGCUUAAAGGUCCUCAGUCUGGCCAAUAACUCUAUUCGGGACGUUGAUAGACGGCUUCUGGUUUCAAUAAGAAAUCUAACCAUAUUGGACUUGUCCUUUAACACCAUAGGGGGUCUGCCUGCAGCUCUUGCUGAUAGUUUUCACUUUCUCACCCAUCUCUCACUCCAUUACAAUCGGUUAACUAAGCUGGACCGUAUACAUCUGGAGGCUCUUGGAAAUCUUAAACUUUUGCAGCUGAAGGGCAAUCCUUGGAGAUGUGACUGUCAUCUGAUAGGACUCAAACUAUGGUUGGAGACAUUUGCCUUCAAAGGUGGAGUGGUUGACAGUGUCACAUGCGCCCAGCCUCAUGUCAUGCUGGAGCGGGCUCGGCACAUUCCCUACGAGCUUUUUCACUCCUGCAUGAUCACCAGCUACAGCUACCUGUUCGCCAACAUCCACUACCUGGACAACAAGCAUCGUACGCUCAGUGGACAACUCCACCCAAGCCCCAGAGCUCCAUCCGGGAGCGAUUUCAGCCCCCCAGGAGAAUCAAUGCUCCCUGAGUGUGAAGCUAAACAGAGAUCCCGGCCUGUGAACUACAGACACGCCAUUGCCACAGUGGUCAUCACUGGAGUGGUUUGUGGAAUUGUGUUUUUGAUGAUGUUGGCAGCAGCUGUCUACGGAUGUGCAUAUGCAGCAAUUAAUGCCAAGUAUCAAAGGGAGCUGAAGAAGAAAGCGAAAGAGGCAGGUUCAGGAGAAGAGCGCAAAAACAUUGAAAGAGAGGAGGACAAAGAACCUCUGGAGUGAUCAACAUCACAUGAUGCGCAUGAAGCACAAAUACAUAUCAGGGAUACACUUCAAAUGAUCCACGUACUGUUGUGUAUCUACAAAGUUACUUUCAAGGCAAGUCAGUGUACUUGGCAGCCAUAUUGGCAUUGCCCUUAGGGCAGCUAUUUUCUAAUUAUGCAGAUACUUUAAAAACUAUUAGAAUACUACUAUAUAAUUGUUAUUAUUAUAGCUUAAAUUAGGCUAGGAAAAAAAUGCAUUGUUCAGGCUGGUCAAACAAAUGUACAUGCAUGGUCUAGAUGAGCCAACAAUUUUGGUGAAGGCCAGUCAAAACUAACAGCCAGUAGUUUUUCAAUCAGUUUUGUAUUAGUAGUGUUUGUAAAUUAGCGAUGUGACUCUUUCUUCAUGUUACUUGCACCUAGUGCAUUAUGGGUGCCGAAGUAUCCGUAACUUUUUGCUGAAAGGGAACGCCAUAACCCUUUUUCUCUGUUUUUUCUAGUCAUAUAGCAAAUAAACAGAAAACAACGCCUUC
This is a messenger RNA of Puntigrus tetrazona (Sumatra barb), 2017 nucleotides long. Its product is annotated as leucine-rich repeat and transmembrane domain-containing protein 1-like. The record is from RefSeq and is a predicted model, not a curated record. Gene Ontology annotation, molecular function: protein binding. NCBI's taxonomy places the organism in Eukaryota, Metazoa, Chordata, Actinopteri, Cypriniformes, Cyprinidae.